Messenger RNA from Caenorhabditis auriculariae, 2897 nucleotides. The record is from the annotation of a GenBank genome assembly. Lineage: Eukaryota; Metazoa; Nematoda; Chromadorea; Rhabditida; Rhabditidae.
AUGCCGAAAAAGUACGAGAGCUUUGACCACGACCACGAGCUUCAUCCCGUAUGAUUUUUGAAACAUUAUUUUUUUGUCAUUUUUUUGUGAUAAAGUUCAGUUUUCAGAUAUUAAAAAAAUCAGCGAUAAAGAUCAAGUUGCAAGGGAAGUUGUUGAAAAUUCGAUCAAGGAUGCUACAGGUGAUUUUUUUCGGCUUGAUUUCAUGUAAACCUAAUAUUUUGGAUGCGUCAUAAAUAUUGAAACGCUCUUCUUUUUGUCAUUAUUUCGCGUGAAAAAGAUGAUUUUUUUCCAAGAUAAAUGAUGAUUCAAAUAUCAUCCCUAAUUUUAGGUAAAAUGUAAGAGUUUCAAAAACAUUCAGACACCAUUUUUUUCUCCAAAAAAAUAACUUAAUACUGCGUCAUAAUUUUGGCCUCGUUUUUUUGUCUAUGUUGCGUCAUAACUAUUGAAACGCCCUUCGUUUUGCAAUUAUUUUGCGUGAAAAAAAUGAUUUCUUUUUUUCGCGAGUUAAACUAAUUUUGAAAAAUAUUACUAAAAAUGAAUUAAAUCCAAAGUUUCUGAGAAUUUAUACUUUAUUUUUUUACUGAACAAAAAAAUCAGUAGUGCGUCAUAAUUACGGCCUCAUUUUUUUGUCUAAAUUGCGUCAUAAUUAUUGAAACGCCCUUCGUUUUGUCAUAACUUUGAAAGAAACGGUGAAGUUUUUUUAUCUAGAUUAAAAACUAAUUUUGAAAAAUAUCAUUAAAAAUGAAUUAAAUCCAAAGUUUCUGAGAAUUUAUACUUUAUUUUUUUACUGAAAAAAAUCAGUAGUGCGUCAUAAUUACGGCCUCUUUUUGUCUAAAUUGCGUCAUAAUUAUUGAAACGCCCUUCGUUUUGCCAUUAUUUUGUGUGGAACAAUGAUUUUUUUUCGUAAUCUUAUUUCAAAAUUCUCACUGAAAUGGGUAAGACCCAAGAUUUCUGAAAAAAAUUAUACUCUAUAUUUUUUUCCUGGAAAAACAAUUUAAUAGUGCGUCAUAAUUAUGGCUUCAUUUUUUGUCUAAACUACGUCAUAAUUAUUGUCACAGCUUCAUUUUCUUUUAUACUGCGUCAUAAUUAAUGAAAUGGCCUCAUUUUUGUCAUUAAUAAGCGGAAAAAAGGCGUUUCAGGUUUUUUUUAAAACUGCGUCAUAAUUAUUGUAACAGCCUUAUUUUCCUUCAUACUGUGUCAUAGUUAUUGGAACGGCCUCAUUUUUUUGAUUUUUGCGGAUAACAAUGACUCUUUGGAGAUGGAACAAGCUUUCCUAGAAUUUUUUCAAGCUGUGAAUAAUAAUUUUCAGGAAAUUACUCAUCUCUGAUCGCAAUGAGUGCGGACGAAGCUAUCGAAAUUGAUUUCAGCAACGCCACCGACGACCUUUGUUAUGUUGAUAAGGUGAAAAAGCCUUUUCAGUAUCGAUCGAGCCAUUCUCAACGCGGCCAAAGGCCUUUUUGAGCUUAAAAAAAGCAGAAAACUCCAAUUUUGUGAAUUUUGAGAUCCCCGACAACAUUCUUCCACCAGAACUGGUCCCCGGAAAUAAUUCCCCAAUCGAAGAAAUUAUCGUGCCGGAAGUUCAGAAGGUUCUCCUCACCUGGAGAACGAUUUAUUUAUUUUUUACAGGUAAAACUGUCCCAAGAAAAGGAUCACAAAAGGGAAGAUUCGAGGAAACGCAACGGUCAUCAUAGCAGCAAGAGCCAUGAGAAAAAUUCGGACGGUGGAAAGUCGAAAAAAGUGAGUUUUUGGCCGCACGCGGAAGUAGUAUCAGGUCGGGCGCAAUCGCCUCGCAGUCAUUAACUUAUGCCAACCCAACUUCACUUAAAUCUCCAAAACUAAAAAAAAAUUUUAAAAGCGAGAGCAACGGAGGUCUGAAGAGACGCCAGAGAAGCUAGAUAUCUUUCUUUCUCCGGCGUCUCUUCAGUAAGCCUUGAUCUCUCGCUUCCGGUCAUUUGCCCAAAGAGAAGAGAUUAAAGACUGUCUGAAGAGACGCCAGAAAAGCCUGAUAUCUUUCUUUCUCUGGCGUCUCUUCAGGAAGCCUUGAUCUCUCGUGUCUGGUCAUUUUCCUGGUUUUUCAAAAACGAGAUAUCUGUCUGAAGAGACGCCAGAGAAGCUAGAUAUCUAUUUUUCUCUGGCCUCUCUUCAGGCUUUUUGGUCUCUAACUCUAUAUCAUUUUUUUAGAGACAUGAGAUCAAAGGCGGUCUGAAGAGACGCCAGAGAAGCUAGAUAUAUUUCUUUCUCUCACGUCUCUUCAGAAAGUCUUGACCUCUCGCUUCCGGUCAUUUGCCCAAAGAAAAGAGAUCAACCGGGUUCUGAAGAGACGCCAGAGAAGCUAGACAUCUCUCUUUCUCUGGCGUCUCUUCAGAAAGUCUUGAUCUCUCGCUUCCGGUCAUUCUCCUGGUUUUUCAAAAACGAGAUAUCUGUCUGAAGAGACGCCAGAGAAGCUAGAUAUCUAUUUUUCUCUGGCCUCUCUUCAGGCUUUUUGGUCUCUAACUCUCUAUCAUUUUUUUAGAGAAAUGAGAUCAAAGGCGGUCUGAAGAGACGCCAGAGAAGCUAGAUAUAUUUCUUUCUCUCACGUCUCUUCAGAAAGUCUUGACCUCUCGCUUCCGGUCAUUUGCCCAAAGAAAAGAGAUCAACCGGGUUCUGAAGAGACGCCAGAGAAGCUAGACAUCUCUCUUUCUCUGGCGUCUCUUCAGAAAGUCUUGAUCUCUCGUUUCUGGUAUCUAAAAGUCGCGGUCCUUAUUGAUUUCUGAUCACAAUUUAGUGAGCUUUUGGUCAAAGGGAUAUCCUUUCAGAACAACUCCUCAAUGUCCAAAAAAGACGACAAGAACCAGUGCAAGUGCGAGGAGAUCCGCAGCGACAGCAAGCUCAAGACCAAAGUUUGCGUGAUUAUGUAG